AACAAAGAAAUUGUGAAACUUCAAAACAGACUUGGAGGAACAGAGAAGCUUAGGGAAGAAUUUGCAAAGAUAAAGUUUGAUGCUAAUUAUUAUGAAAAAGCAUAUUUUCUUUCUAUUGCUGAGGAUUUAUUAAAGUGUUUAAAAGAAAGUUUUUGA
Molecule: messenger RNA, 156 nt
Organism: Entrophospora sp. SA101
Lineage: Eukaryota; Fungi; Glomeromycota; Glomeromycetes; Entrophosporales; Entrophosporaceae
Source: the annotation of a GenBank genome assembly